This is a messenger RNA of Malassezia sympodialis ATCC 42132, 2022 nucleotides long. RefSeq lists its product as uncharacterized. Bases 1 to 2022 code for a protein of 673 amino acids. The transcript is spliced from 2 exons. Gene Ontology annotation, cellular component: kinetochore. Lineage: Eukaryota; Fungi; Basidiomycota; Malasseziomycetes; Malasseziales; Malasseziaceae. The record is from RefSeq and is a predicted model, not a curated record. Gene Ontology annotation, biological process: spindle attachment to meiosis I kinetochore; attachment of mitotic spindle microtubules to kinetochore; kinetochore assembly. Gene Ontology annotation, molecular function: centromeric DNA binding.
AUGAGCGCAGGGCCGGCGGCACGGCGCUUCCACGAGGCGGGCCUCGGGUCCCGCACGGGGCUGCGUAUCGGCGCUGUGCAGCAGGACGCAUAUGGCUACGACGACCUCGAUGCCUUUUUUGCCGAGUCCAAGCGUGUCCUGGAGUGGAUGGCCCACUCGGACGACGAGGCGUCUGACACGGCGUCGACGCCCCGCACGGCGGACCCGGCGCCCCGCGCACGCUCGCCUGUAGAGCCAGAGGCGUCGUGGCAGCAGGAUGCGCCGCGCGCGUCCGAGUGGGCCGCCCGCACGGCGGCGCCACGCAGCACGGACGCCAAAGCCCUGCUGGACGAGGCGCGCGCACGCCACUCGCUCCUCCCGCGUGCAGGCGCGGACGACUCUCUGUGGGAGUCGACCGUGGACCUGUCGCGCUCGGAGCGCACCUUUCACCUGAGCGCGCUCGCCGGCGACGUGAGUGUCGCGUCGGGCGCCGAGUCCCUCCUACGGCAGGUCGAGCGCACGCCCCUGUCGACGCUGAGCUCAGAACAUACCCAGCCGAGUCCGCUGCCGCCGCCGUCGAUGCCAGGCGAGAGCACACCGAUGCCCGUGCAGCCGCGCGGUGCCGAGCGCCCGCGCGUAUCGCACGUGCCCGACACGGAUCUGCCGUCGUUUCUACGCGCGGACGCUUCUGUGCUGCCGUCUGCGCCUGCGUGGAGCCGCGCAGACUCGUCGGGCCUGCCAUCUGCGCCUGCGUGGAGCCGCGCAGACUCGUCGGGCCUGCCAUCCGCACCCGCGUGGAGCCGCGCAGACUCGUCGGGCCUGCCAUCCGCACCCGCAUGGAGCCGUGCGUCGACGCCUGCGGGUGCCUCGGAAGCGAGUGGUGCGUCAGCUGGCGCGAGUGAGUACGACGCGAUGCCUGAGCUCGACAUGGCGAUGCCGCCCCCCGACGACGAGCCUGUGCCUGUGGAGCCGGUGCCGAAGAAGCGUGGGCGUGGGCGCCCGCGGAAAGACGCGUCGAUGCCGCCGCCGCGGGGCCGGCCUGGACGGCCGCCGGGUCGGCAGAUGCCGCCGCAGAAGAUUGUGGAGCGGAUCCACGACCCGCCGGCGUGGCAGCUGGACAACCCCCAGGGGCUGCGGCGCGGGAAGCGGCACCGCAUCGCGCCGCUUGACUGGUGGCGUGGCGAGCGUGCGCUGUAUGGGCGCCCGGAGGCGCCGGGCGAGGCGGAUGCGCCGGCGGGCCUCGUGGCGCCGGUGCUCAAGGAGGUGAUCCGCGUGCCGCGUGCGCCGGGCGAAGGCACGUUCUCGGGCAUGCGGCGCUUCCGCGUGCAGCCGCCGGUGUAUGUGCCGGCGGACCGGCCGCCGACGUACGCGGAGCCUGCGUACGAGAGUGACGACGAGACGGAGGACGCGUCGCGGAUCGGCAUGGCGCUGCGGCCGCCCGAGGAGGGGUGGGACGAGGACACGGACCCGUACGGCCGCGUGGUGGAUGCGGACCAGGGCACCGAGGUCACGAUGCGGAUCGCGUGCACGGCCAAGGGGAUCCGCCCGCGGCCCGCGUUCAACCAGAAGUUCUCGUACGAGAAGGUGUUUGGGGUCGGCGACUUUAUGGCGGCGGGCGUGCUGGUGAUUCCGCAGGGCGGCGAGAAGCCGACGAAGCCGAGCAAGGACAACAACUACGUGCACGUUUGUGGUGCUGGAGGGCGCCGUGCAGGUCAUGGUGCACCGCACGCGGUUCGUGAUUGCGCCGGGCGGCAUGUUCCUGGUCCCGAAGGGUGCGUCGCUCGUACUUACGCAGGCAAUACGUACAAUAUCCGCAACGUCGCGCAGCGCGAGGCGCGCAUCUUCUUCGCGCAGGCGCGCCAUCUGGCGACGCCGCUCACGGACGUGGUGCACGAUGGGCGCACGGCGUUUGCCCACGGGCCGGACCAUGUGCAGGUGGAGCCGGCGCCGCCCGAGUCGCCCGGCGACGCGUCGAGUGCGACGUCGACGGACUCGGACGAUGUGGAUGCGUCGAGUGACUACGACGACACGCGGCCCCUGUAG